AUGGCGGAGCCUAUGGAUGAGGGAAGCGCUCCGCGCAUCCCAGGGUUGAACCUGGGUGACAACCCCCCUUCAGAUGCGCCAGCUUUGGCGGGUAACUCGCCCGUGGCCCGUCGAUCAGACAGGAUUCAGAAUCUCUUGGGUAAGGCAGAAUUUAGACUUUUGUGCUUCGCAGCUACACUGAAGCGUUUGAUUUUGGAUAGACGACUGGAUAGCUUUAUGGAGGGAUCGGCUAAUUGCCUGAUUGCUGCCACCAAGUUAUUUGACAGUAGAUAUCCCCAUCUAGGCCUCAAAAAGCUCCGUGAUGACCUAGAGAGCGGUAGAAAGAGAGCUGGACCGAGGGCCGAGUCACGUCGCCGAUCGUCAAAGUCGCCACGCCGAGCACAAAAGGAGGCAUUGCGUGAGACUCGAAACGAGCAAGCCGGGGAGUCUUCACGGCCACUGUCUCGAGCAAGCUUGGCUAAUACACUUACCUUGCCGGCGCGAGUUCGUACUAGAGUACGCCGUGAGGGUCGUGUGUUGGAUUGGCCUCAAGUCGAAACACGCCCCUCUCAACCUCCUCCAGCAACCGCCGGCCCUUCGAGUGGAAUUCCUUCAAUCCACAUUGACCCUGCUGAGCCUGCGGAUAAUCAGGAAGGUCAGUCUGCCCCUACUACCAAGAAGCCUGUGAUACCGGGUUUCGUGGUUAGUACUCGAACGGGCUCUGUAGACCAAGGCAGCAGCAAGCCUGCAACUGAAUGGUCGGGACGUGAAAAAUAUCGCCAAGAACUGAAUACAGCUUGGCUGAAAGACUUUGUUGAAGCGCUCGGUGGUCCAAAGUACGACUUUAACCUCUACCCCUACAAGGGAUGGAAGAUUGAGCCGCCAGAGAUUCUUCUUCAUCGAGCGAGAAACUUCCUUGCCGAUGAGGAUAUCGACCGGACUUUGAACUGGGGUCAAAAGCUUGCAGAACUGACUGAGUAUUUCUCAUACCUUCUUCACAAUUGGCAGGGCGAAGAAUGGGGCGCAGAACUCCAUGAAGUUAUUGACAUGCUUCGUACACACUGGAUUUUUGAGCAGUAUCACUAUGGCAAGCCCAAGCUGAAUCUCAAAUUUGAUAACGUGUGGCCAAAUAAUAGUAAGAGGCUGCCACCCAUCUCUGGUGUCGAGACCACUGUCGAGAAGCCACAAGGUGAAAUGGGUGAGCGAAAAUUGCUCCUCAACAAGAUUCGACCAGCCAUCGAUGUUCACUACAAGUUGCCUGGUGAUGUUCUCGAGAAGUACGUCGAUAUUUAUGCAUCCGAGGCCCCCUACUUCUGGGGAUCUGCACCUCGUUCACAAUCUCCCCGCCAUGAGCUGGUCAAGAUUGAGAACAACGCUUUUGAGAAGUGCGUCUUUUCGGGCAUUUCAACCACCGACAAACUGAUCAGAGCAUCUGAAGCCAAGUUCAGGUCGGAAUCUAACCGAGAAAACUUCAGUCCGAGUGCUCUUCAGGCGUUUGCCACACUCCGGGGAAGUCAACGAGCAGCCCUCCAACAAACCCUGGGCCACCUGGACAACUCUGAGAAUCUUGCAGUCUGCAACAUUUUCCGCACACUUAUUCUGCCACCACCCAGGAUUCCAGAGAAGCCAGACGCAGGUAUUCUUUUCCCUACUAUGCAGGUAGCAGACGUUCCUGAAAAGGAGUCUCGCGAUCCUUUCAGCUACACUGUGGCGCAUCGAUGGUACCACGAAGCAGAGCGAUUCUGGAAGAACUGGUCGUAUGAACACGCCGUCAAAGAAUGCUAUGGCCACAAGUUGUGGGAGGAACGCGAAGAACCCAUUAUGGAUUUGCCCAAGAACUGGAUGGGUCCUUUCGUUUAUGAUUUUCUGGAUCACGACAUGAAGAAGACUCUGGAGUUGCUAAGGAGAUGCGAGACCCUGCUAAAGCGGAUAUUCUUACAAAACGAACGAGUACCGCGACCCUUUCUAGCCGAUAUGACGCACUUGGUGCUUGAGGGACUCUCGGACAAGCCUUGGGAUGAAACGGAGCUGGAUUUUAAAGGGGAAGACUUAGUGUCUGACUCACAGGAUUUGGCUCAUAUUCGCCCCUUGGAGGAAGAUUUCUUGCGGCUAUUGGGCAUGAAAUCUAUUCAUUCCAACACGGUUAACCCAAAGAUCAAACAUGAUGGAAUCAAUCCUCGCUCUGUAAUAUUUGAACAAAGAGUUAUGGACAUCAUGUAUCCGAUAGGCUCAGCUAAUACUGGGCCUUUCGACUUUGCUAAUUUCAUGGUGUCACUCAAUGAGGUAUGUGAUGGACCAGUGAAGCGCUGGAGAUUCUCCAAGGAGGAGGCCUUGGAAGAACUGAAACUUCUUGACCAAAGGAGAGUGAUUAACGAGGAUAACGGUGUAUCAUGUUCUGCACCCAAUCUUCAUCCUGAGCAACGUGUUCGGUGGCUCGACACUGACGAUGACCUGGACGCAUAUAUGCAAGGUGUCAGAGCGACUAAGGGUGGUCAGCCCGAAAACGACGAUGACAACAGCGAUGACAGUGGUGACAGUAGUGACAGCGGCGACAGAGAUGAAAUUAUGACCAUCUCAACAGACGUCAGCGUCCCAGAGACGGAGGAUUUUGGUAACUACAUGUUUGGUCUUCCCAAAAUUGAGAACCUCCGCAGUUGGGAAGAGCUUGGUACUUUGAGUGGCAGAGAGGCUAGUGAGAAAGAUAUGCCUAGAAACCACAAGUUCUACCAACGCCUCUGCUUUCGACUUGGAAGGACGACAAAGGACCUUCGAGAAAGGAUGGAAACGUACAGAGGUCAGCUUACACAUGAACAACGAGGUCGUAACCGCUAUUUCCUCGACGAAAUGGUGCGGCAGUGGGAAUCCGACACUAGAACACGACCAGAAUUGCCCCAGCAUAACCCCAACAUACCAUGGGGGACUGAUGCCAAACCAAGUUACGCGGAAAUCAUGCGUAUAUCCCAGCCCGCAGAUGAUUUUGGCGACUUUGGAUACCCCGAAAUCACUUACGGAUGUCAGAACGGGUCGUACAGGUUUACUGUUGAUGUCGUUCGGAAGGCAAUUCUCCGCGAGGCUUAUGAGAACAAGAGUAUGCUGUUCCCGAACCGCAUUGAUCGCAGUAUAGAUGAAAAGGGACUGAGGCUUCAGUCCCUUCGUCGACGUGAGCCAGUUUGGUCCUUUGCUCAUCCUGAUCGCAGAAGCAAAGCACCACGAUAUUGGGAUAUCAAUCGUUGGCCGCUUCAUCUGCAAAGCGAAUCAACAGCCGAGAGUAUUAGAUCUGGACGAUUCUACAAUCUCACUCCUUCGGCUCUGGCACUGGAACCUACCAAGGCGCCACGGAUCUCAGUACGAGUUGCUACGCCUCCGGUAUCUCCUAUUUCAUCCGUAUUGCCUAGAGUUCAACGAGAAUUGCAUCGCGAAGUCCAGCCUGAAGCCACGACUAUAGACCCUGAUAUGACUGAAAGGAUGGACACACCCGAAAGUCAAGUCCAAGUUUUCCCUGGUCUUGGUGAGGAGUUCACUGUUACGUUCCAGGAUCUAGCAGAUUCUCGUCGAACUUUUACAACCGGGUCUUCUCAAUAUCUCCUUGGAGACACACCUCUGCAGAAGAAGUAUAUCGAGGAUCUUAUCAAGAGUGGUAUGGAGACAGAAGAACCACCGACUUGGACUCAGCGCCUAAGUGCUCUAUUUGGUCGUAAGAACGUUCCAGUUGAUCCCGGUGCUCUGCCCAGGGUCAAUCCUCGUGAUAUUCCCAAGAGUAAGCCUCGAAGCGAGCCCGAGGUUUCAGACGAUGAGCCUGCUGAAGGGGAGGGGUCUUCUGCUGGAAGCUCAGAUGUUGAAAUGGAAGAAGCUGUGACACAACUUUAUGAUGAAACUGAGGCUGGCCCAUCUCCAGAUUGGCGCUCAUCUCGUGCUCAGGCACCUUCACCAAUUGUCCCAACGUUCCCGACUGAGCCCGGAUCUUCCUCUGUUCUGCCUCCAGAACCUGAGACUACCCAAGGAGAAUCUAGCACUGCUGAUUCAUGGGGACAAGGCCUGUCCGAGGCUUUAUUUAAACGGCUAAGAGUCAGACAAGAGACCAUUGAAAUACUGUCUCACCCGGUUGAGUUGGAGGUUCUCGAGCCAGAGUCGGAGUUGCCGGAGCAGCAGCAAGAGGACGAAGAGUCAGAGCAAGAGAGUUUGUUUGGUUCGGGGUGA
Fusarium redolens is the source of this 4176-nucleotide messenger RNA. RefSeq lists its product as uncharacterized. Bases 1 to 4176 code for a protein of 1391 amino acids. The transcript is spliced from 6 exons. NCBI's taxonomy places the organism in Eukaryota, Fungi, Ascomycota, Sordariomycetes, Hypocreales, Nectriaceae. The record is from RefSeq and is a predicted model, not a curated record.